Porites lobata is the source of this 1015-nucleotide messenger RNA. The record is from the annotation of a GenBank genome assembly. NCBI's taxonomy places the organism in Eukaryota, Metazoa, Cnidaria, Anthozoa, Scleractinia, Poritidae.
AUGUCAAACAGGAAAGGGUUUCGUUUGACUCUGCCAGUAACGCCUCGGCCGCCUUCUCGUCCGAGAACUCCUCUCCUCUGUUUCGAGGACACUGUUUUAGACAAUAAGAUUGAUACUGGCUCAGACGAGUCAACAGUGUCAGUUUUAUCCAAGUCCUUAAAGCGAAAGUUGCCCGCAAAAGAUGAAAAAGCCCGCCAAAGUGCUUCGCCUUCAUCGAGUGAAGAGGAAACCCGCGAAAGUCAGCUUGAAAGUACGAGCCGACGAAAGAAACCUGUUUCUGGUUAGUAAUCGCUCUACCCUUUUACCACCAGAAAUAACAAUAAUACCUGACUCACAGAAUAACAAAUUUUCUCGUUUUCUCAGAGUGGUCUGUUGUCAAGGUGAAAGAUUGGGCGGUGCAGAGUCUUGGUGAUGCCGUUGGCGAGAAAUUUGCAUACGAAGAAAUUGAUGGUGCAAUUCUCUUGUCACAAACGGUUCAAACUGAAGAGGCAAUGGAAAAACUUGGCCUACAUACAAUUGGAAAAAAAGAAAAAUUAUUGGCCAAAGUAGAUGAACUUUCAGGUAUGUGUGGUAACUCGCGUGUCUGUUGAAAAUUUUCAGUUUGCUAUAAGCUUAAACCUUCGUUGUUUACUUGCCUGCAGUUGUCUUAUGACUUAUCGUAGAUUGUAAAUGGGGCGUUUAUUGGUCAAAAGGUGGUUAUUUGAGUGUGCGCUUCAAUUAGAUCAUUUGAGGUAAUGCUCUUUUUUAGAGAUUUAAAUAUAGCCUUGUAUGAGAAAAUAGAAAUGGAAGGUGGAAGCAUUGUAAGUCGUGGCAAAGAAAUUUAUCUUCUUUCCCAAUCAAAAUAUUUCUAUUAUGAUUAGUUUUCCUGGUGUAUUUUGUGAGAGUUUUGAUAAGCUGUUGAUUCCAUUGCCUUUAUGUUUUGUCAAACAGGAGGACAGACCCAACCCAAUCAGAGUGCGACGUGUGGACACGUGACAGGCUACUAACCCACCUAGAAAAAAAGAAUUUAACGUGA